This is a messenger RNA of Strongyloides ratti, 3501 nucleotides long. RefSeq names its product Leucine-rich repeat-containing protein. Bases 1 to 3501 code for a protein of 1166 amino acids. The transcript has 2 exons. Gene Ontology annotation, molecular function: protein binding. Lineage: Eukaryota; Metazoa; Nematoda; Chromadorea; Rhabditida; Strongyloididae. The record is from RefSeq and is a predicted model, not a curated record.
AUGCUUUCCACAGCAGAAAAAAUAUUUUCUGGAAUUUCUAAUUUGAAAUCUAGAUAUUAUAAAUAUUUGGAAAAACUUUGUAUUUCAAAUGGAAUAGAUAUCUCACAAUUAAAAAAUGAAGGAAACAAACAAAAUUGCCUUGAAAUGUUUUUUGGUGGUUAUAAUGUUCUUGUAGGGUUAAAAUAUUUUUCAAAUUUAAAAAUACUUAAAUUGGUGAAUCAAGAAAUUGUAAGUCUUCGUCCAUUAAAUGAGCUUUGUAAUACAUUAGAAGAAUUUUGGUUAGUUGAGGGAAUAUUAUGUGAUUUAACAGGAAUUGAAAGUUGUAAAAAAUUAAAAAAAUUAUAUUUAUAUGAAAACAAAAUUGAGGAUGGAAAAUUAAUUGGAACUUUAAUUAAUCUGGAAGUAUUAUGGAUAGAAAAUAUUAUAGAAUUAAAAAUAAAUGGAAUUCAAUGUACAGAUUCAAAUUUAUUAAGUAUUGACAUUUGGCCAUCAAAAAUAAAAGUUUUAGAUAUAUCAUGUAAUAAUUUACAUUCUAGUCAGUCAUUAUUACUUCUUGGUAGAUGUAAAGAAUUAGAAAAUAUUUAUAUUGAUUGGAAUUUUGAGAAUGAAUCUUUAUUAAAAUGUUCUAUGGAAUUAUUGGAAUUUUUACUUUAUCAAUUUCCUUCUCUUAAAGCAAUUAAUGGAGAAUAUAUAAAUGAAAAUCAAAAAAUACUUAUUAAAGAAUCUGCUGAAAAAAAAUUACACACAACUAUGGCAACUGUAAUACAACAAAAUGAUAUUUUAAUAAAUGGAUUAAAUAAUAUUGAAAAAAAUUUUAUAAAUAUAAGAGAAAAACUUUGUUGUUAUGUUUUAGGAUUAAACAAAACAAGAACAAAUACCUCAAAACGUGAGGGUCGAAGACAUGUUGCCAAUCGUUUAUAUGAACAGUGCUUAUAUAAUUUACGAAAUUUAAAAAAAAUAAAAAAUAUGGCAAUUGAAUAUGAAUAUUUAUCAUAUAUUUUUAGAAAAUAUUUUAUUUAUGUUAAUAAACUUGAAUCAACUGGAAAAAAAAAAUUCUGCAUGUUAAAUGAAUCAGAAGAAAAAAUUUUAGAUAACAUGUUAACACAUCAUUUCACUUUAUCAAAAAGUCAUAAAGUAAAAAUUUUAUUUUCUUAUAAAAUUGGUUGUGAUAUGGAGUUAAUAGAAGAGAAAGAUAUAGAAAAUAUUUAUUGCUUAGGGUGUCCAAUAAAAUUAGGAAAAUCAAAUUUAACAUGGAGUUUAUCACUCAUUCUUCAAUUAAUUGAUAAAAAAGAAUUAAGUAAAAGUGAAAAUGCAGAAAAUUUAGAAAUAUUUAAAAAUCUUGCAAGAAUGUUUGGAAAUGAAGAAGUUAAAAAGAGUGAAAUUAUAAUAGUACCAUUUAUGGAAUAUUUUAAGAAAAAAGAAGAAAAAUAUGAGAAAACAUUUAAUGAAAAUGAAUUUGAUGACAUAGAUACUGAAGAAAUUGUUCAUUGGAGUGAUUUAACUUUGAAAAUUUUGACAAUUUUAGAAAUUAAAGUUAUAGAUGAAUAUUCUGUUAAUAUGAUUAGGGAUUAUGAUAUAUUUGAAAAAGAAGUAACAAGUCAAGUCAAAAAAUUUCCAAAUAUUGGUAUUGAUAUUUCUAUAAACAAAAAAAUUACAAAUCAAGAUGAAGCUGACCUAUCUGAAUUAAUUAAAGAAGAUAAAGAUAAAAAAGAAGUUUCAAAAAUUAAAAAAAUGACAGAUGCAAUUAAUCAAAAAAUACAUUGGAUUGGGUGGAGCAAAGAAAAAUAUGUAAAUUGUCAAAGAAUAUUUACUACAAGAAGUUUUAUGAAUUUAUUGCUUAAUUUUGGAAAUAGAGCUUUAUUCAUUGAUAUGAUUGAUUUUCAAUCAAAUGUAACAAUUCUUGAUUUAUCUUUUAUGAAAAUAACAAAAUUGGAUGAUCUUCAGAAAUUUAACAAAUUAACAUAUCUGGAUCUUUCUAAAAAUAGUUUACAUACAAUAAAAAAAUUAGAUGAUAUAGAAACAUUAAAAUAUCUUGAUAUUUCAUAUAAUUUAAUAUCAAAAAUUGAAGAUUUACCAAAAAGUAUAAUGCAUUUUAAUGGAGCUGGAAAUAAUUUGUCACAAAUUGAAUUUUUAGAAAAACUUAUUAAUCUUGAAUAUGUUGAUGUAUCGAAUAAUAAACUGAAUUCUUUAAAAGGAUUAAAUAAUGCAAUAAAUUUAGUCUAUCUGAUAGCAUCAUAUAAUAAUAUAACUGAUAAACGUGAAUUAGAUAUAUUUGAAAAUUUUCAAUUUAUGAAAUUUUUAGAUUUGGUACAUAAUCCAAUUUGCCUUAUUGAUGGAUAUAAAAAAAAAAUUCUUAUGUUAAAUAAGAAUAUUGAUUACCUGGAUCGAGAAUAUAUAGAUAAAAAUUAUAUUAAAAAAAAUAGUAACACACAAAAUGGAAAACUUUUAACAAUUGAAUUGAUAGAAAAUUUAGACAAAAAUUGGAGUAACUGUGAAUGUUUAAAUUUAGAGAACAAAAAUAUUCAAACAAUAGCAUUAAAUUUAGAUACAAUACAAAAAAUGAAUAAAUUAAAAAAAUUAAUUUUAUCCAAAAAUAAAUUGACUUCAAUUGGAGAGUUAUUAAAUUUAGAAAAAUUAGUUGAAUUAAAUUUAAAUGAAAAUUUAAUAACAUCAUUAGUAUUGGUAAAUACACAAACACCCAUUUCAAAUCUUUAUUUACCUCAUCUUGAAAUUUUAAAAUUAUCCAAAAACAUGAUGACAUCAUCAACUUUAGGAAAGUUAAAUUUAAAAUACUUGAAAAAUUUAAAAGAAAUUGAUCUAAGUGGUAAUAUUAUAGAUAGGAUUGAUUUUUCAAUUUUUUCAAAUUUACCUAAUCUUGAAAAGUUAUGUCUUCAAAAUAAUCAAAUUAAGACUCUUGUUCGGCGUCUUCUACCAAAAUUAAGUUAUUUAAAUUUAUCAUCAAAUAAAAUUAAAGAAAUUGAACAAAUUCAGGGACCUGAAUUGGUACAUUUAGAUAUAUCAAAUAACAAAAUAAUAACAUGUUCAUCACUUAAAGUUAUAUCAAAAAUGAAAAAACUUAGUUAUUUAGAUUGUCGGGGAAAUCCAGUAACAACUAGAAAAGUAUACAUUGAUUUUAUAAAAAGUCAAAGCAAAUCAUUACAAAUUCUUGAUACAAUUGAAGUUAGUAGUUUAUCAACAAUAUUAGGUCCAAUAAAAACUGGAAAAAAUUGUGCCAUAAUUGAGGAUAACAAAAAAAAGGUAAAAGAAUCAUCACAUCCAACAGAAUAUUUAGUAAUAAAAAAUAGACCUGAAAAAGAAUAUAGAGAAGAUUUUUUCUUUUGGGAAGGUAAUAAUUUUAAUUUAAUAAAACCAAAAUGGAAAGAUUUGAAACCAUUAAGAAGAGAAAGGAGAACAAAUAAUGAUGAUUACUUUUAUGGUUUAGAUGAUAAAAUCAAUAUAAAUGAAGAUAUUCUUUCAUUAAAAGGUACCAAAAUUGGGUAA